Dendronephthya gigantea is the source of this 2965-nucleotide messenger RNA. RefSeq lists its product as uncharacterized. The transcript is spliced from 4 exons. The record is from RefSeq and is a predicted model, not a curated record. Bases 125 to 2371 code for a protein of 748 amino acids. NCBI's taxonomy places the organism in Eukaryota, Metazoa, Cnidaria, Anthozoa, Malacalcyonacea, Nephtheidae.
UGAAGAGUGUAAAAUACGUACGACUUAACAACAAUACGUUUAUCCAAUCCAUAUUGGCUCGAUAUCUAUUUAGUGCCGAAAUAUCAUUUGGUCGACUUCUCUACUGACGACGCAGAAGAACAGUAUGUCAGACGUGUAUCAUAAUGAAGAAGACGUUUUGAGUCUUGUUGAGUCAAAUGCAAGAAACUUGGCUCUGUUACAGGAUAACACAGAAAAACUAAACUUCCUUUAUAUGCAAAAUCUAAUCUACAAUGUUGCAAAGAGGCAAUUGAGAAAAGAAUUCAUCCGGCAGUGGAACAUUCGUUACCGCGAUCAACCAGGCGCAUGGGAUGACACUCCUGUAAGUGGUCGUAUGUUCUUUAGCAUGGAAUCGUCACAAAAUUUACACGAUGAAUUUCAAUGUGGAGAUACAAACCAAUGGGAUUGUAGUCUACUAUUUAAGGCAAUUCUUUGUACCAAGGCAAUUGGUGCAAGUAUUCAUCCAACAAUUAGGAGGGCAGUCGAUGAUCUCAGAAGAAUGAAAAAUUCUUUAGCUCGUUGUCAUGAAGUAAAACUCACCACUGAAAACUUUGAAGCUAUGAAAGCAAAGACUGUAGCUGCAUUGAUUGUAUUAGGAAUGCCAGACAGUGAAAUGGUUUCAUUAUUUACAAAUAACCACUCUUUUGUUUCUUUUUAUGAUUCGUUCAACGUUCUACCGCCUAAACCAAGUCAUGAAGUCAUUUACCGUUCUGACAAGAUAGAAGAAAUUAGAGAAAAUCUUGAAAAGUUGCGCAGCGAUAAUGGCCACAGACUUACAUAUUUCUAUUUGUCUGGAAGUUCUGGAAAGUCAGAAAUCGUCAGACAAGUGUUUGAGGAUAUUUGCAAAAAUGUUGAUUGGGAGGCUAAAGGAAUGUUUGUAAUGACAUUGGACGGAAGAGAUUUAGAUUCUCUGCUCCAUUCGUAUGAAGAGUUCUGUCGACGCCUGGGUUGCAAAGAAGAAGUUUUGGGACGUAUAUUAUUAUGUUCAUGGCAAACAGAAACGAAAAUCCAAGUUUUAAGAUCGGAAAUAUUUAGCAGAAUUCAUAAUUGGAAUAAAUGGUGGAUUAUUGUGGUCAAUAUGGAAAAUUCAGAGCUCAUUUCCCCACUUCUGCCCCUAACGGACGACAAAAUUUGGUAUAACGGUCAAAUUGUAGUAACAGCACAAGUUACAAAUGAAGUCCCAAAGGACAGCACCUCAACUAAGCAUCUUUCACUUAGUCUCGGUAUGAAUGAAACCGAAUCUCGCCAGCUUCUUGCCCAGUUAUCAGAGAGAGACGCCAAUGAUCAAAUUUUGCUAGACGAGGUGGCAGAAAAAUUGGAUCGUCAGCCACUGACAAUGGCAGCGGCAGCAGAAUACAUGAAACGGAGUAGUCUAGAUUUUUCGUGGCGAGAUUAUUUACACAGGUUCGAAAAUGCUAGAAGCGAAAUAAUUAAAAUGGAGAUAAAUUCAGUAACAUCACCCACAAUGCUCGCAUCUGUGCUUUUAGCUGUUGAAAAAAACAACAUUCCUGGAACUUUUUGCGAAAUAUUUCGAAAGGCAUUCAACCUUUUCUCUUUGAUAUCGUUUGAACCACUACCACUUGAUCUUGUUGUGAAAUACAUUCAGCAGCAAAAAAAAGAGCUGGAUACCAAGGAUAUCAUUCGUGCGAUAAAACACUGCCCAUGGUUUCUUCAUGUGGUAAAUAAAAAGGAUAUCCGUCUACAUCGAGUUGCCAUUGAGGCAAUAAAAAUUUCACAGAGAAAAACUAACCCUGACGCAGAAGAUAAGAAGACAUACCAAAUACUCAAAGCCUUUUACGAGGAAAAUGAAAAAGAAAUAUUCGAAGAGUGUAAACAACGUCCGGAUGAAGACGCUUUAAACCACGUUAUUUUCUACCGUGACGAGGAGAAGUGUUUGAGGUAUGAUUUAAUUCAUGAUGAACAGCAAGCGGUUGUCAUGCUGCAAAAAAAACAGAUAUUAUUUUGCAGAAUAUUCGAUUUGCCGAACGAAAAAAAUGCGCAGAAUUCGCAUUUGACGACUGCAACGCUGCCGGUUGUCGAUAUCGAGCUAAUCGAUCCGUUCACGAAUGAAGUUAAAUUUAAAGGAAAAGCUAAACUCGACACCGGCUCGGAUGUUACUAGCGUUCCACUCGAUCUCAAAACUGCAAAAUCAUUCGUCAACUCAUUUACCGAUAUAAACGGUGAGCUUGUGCGAAUUGUUUACUGUAAAUUAAAAAUCGAUGGUAUUUUAUACCACGGUGUUCAUGAGAUCGAAGUUGAAAAAGAUUUGGAUUGGUGCGCCAUUGGACUGCCUCAUAUGUCGGGUUUAGACCCGCACAGAAAGAAGACGCUUAUGGAAAAAAUGAUGAUGUAGCUAAUGUAAUGUAAUGUAAUGUAAAAUUAGCGCAAAAUUUACCAUAAAUUUUGCAGAACUUUAUUUUGACCUUUAUAUAUAUAUAAUAAUUUAUACUUACUAAAACUUUCUCCAACACGAAUAUAUUUUCGGGGCUUUUUACAGCGACUUUUUGUAUGGAGCCUGUCGAUAUCUCAUAGUAUACAUGUAAAAAAGUUUGUGAAACAAACUUACUGUCUGAAUGCAUGAAGCUACAGCGUAUAUAUAAAAUAGGUGGUGAAGUGUCGGCGAAAUAUGUAUGCAUUAUGUGCAUGCCACAUAGCCAGAAAUUGAAGUCAUUGAACCCCUGCAGAGGGCAGCGAGAGUUCACAUAAAUGCCAACAAAAUUUCAAAAUGGUUUCUAAGCCUUAUUUUCAUACCAACCUAACGAUAGUAUAUCUUUAAAGAAUGAUUGGUUGAACACAAACGUUUUCUAUUGUAAUUGCAUGUUACAAGAGCGGGUUAAAAAUCUCUUUGUCGUACAACACGAAGUGUAUUCCUAAUUCGACACUUUAGCCAAGUAAGUUUUCAAUGGGAUGCAUUUUGCAUUUUGAGGAUUUCACUCGGAGAAUUUUU